Messenger RNA from Pelmatolapia mariae (spotted tilapia), 3202 nucleotides. It is a transcript of the gene trim105, whose product is annotated as tripartite motif containing 105. The record is from RefSeq and is a predicted model, not a curated record. The coding region runs from base 388 to 1692 and encodes 434 amino acids. The transcript has 8 exons. Gene Ontology annotation, biological process: protein ubiquitination. Gene Ontology annotation, molecular function: metal ion binding; protein binding; ubiquitin protein ligase activity. Gene Ontology annotation, cellular component: cytoplasm. NCBI's taxonomy places the organism in Eukaryota, Metazoa, Chordata, Actinopteri, Cichliformes, Cichlidae.
UCCCAAACAGUAGCAGCAGCAGGGAGUAGAGAGCAGAGGGGCGAACUUUGACGUAUUCGGUUUUGAAUUUCUCCGAACAACAGACCACAGGCUGCUACACGUAGCUAAACGCUAACAGGCUCCAGGCAGUUAAGAGCAAACACGCCACCUGAGUAAACACUGCCUUCACAAUACAAAUCACAAGCUAGCUCGCAAGCCCCGUGAUAUAGCACCUGAUUUCCACUGCUGAGCACCAUCAAGUAGGUGCUUAGUGCUAGUAUUAAGCUGUUUGCACCGCUUUGUUAUCAGUGAUGGACUUCAGACUGUAGCUGCACACUCUGCUGUGUUUGAAGACUUUUUGCUUUCACUUCCUGUGAAGGGAUCUCAAAGAGGACAGCACCCUUCAUCAUGGCUGCUGCUGCUGCUGUUCAGUCCACCAGAGGCAGUCUGAGAGAGGACCUGACAUGUGCCAUAUGCUGUGAUCUGUUCCGAGAGCCUGUCAUGUUGGCCUGUAUGCACCAUUUCUGCAAAUCUUGCAUAUCCAGGUACUGGAGAGGAACGGAGGGGCCGGUCACCUGCCCACAAUGCCGCAAGGAGUUCAGCUCCAAGCAGUUUCACACUAACUACCUUGUGGCAGCCAUGGUGGAGAAGGUCCGUGCCACUACCUCGGAUGCUUACACCAAGAACCUAGAGAAACAACUGAAGGAGACUUUGGAGAGCCACCGCCUGAGGAAGCAGGACUUCAUCAACAGCAUUCACAGAGACAAAGAAAAGAUGAAUAUUAUAAAGAGGGUCGCGGCAGAUCUCCAGGCGCGUGUCAAAAGUGAGUUCCAAGCUCUCCAUCAGAUCCUGCACGAUGAGGAAGCCUGUACGCUGGAGCAGCUGAGGAGGGAGCAGGAGGAGGAGCUGGUGAAAGUCCAGCACCACCUGGAGGUCACGGAGCAGGCAGCGAAGGAGCUGGAGGACAAUAUAAAAGCGCUGCAGGAGGCCAGCACUGCCACCCAGGACAUCGUACUGACUGAGCUCCCAGCGCUAAGACCAUGUGCGCAGGUGGAUGUUGCCCCGGAGUUUGAUAUAAAUGCUUUCAGUAACAAAUACCUGGCUCCCUUACAAUACAUCACAUGGAGGAGGAUGUUCAAAUCUUUGAAACCAGGUCCCUCCCUGUUGACGUUUGAUGUCGACACAGCACACCCGAGCAUUCAAGUCUCAAGAGACAAGACCGUGGCGGUUGAAUCUAACGCCAUGACCCACCACGUGAACCACAACAAGCGCUUCCUCCAGUGCGUCAAUAUUCUGGCUGCCCAGGGCUUCCAGUCGGGUCAACACUACUGGGAGGUAGAAGUGGGCACCAGCCCUAAGUGGGACCUGGGAGUGGCCUUGGAGAAUGUCAACAGGCACGCUCGGAUCAAGCUGAGCCCGGAAAGCGGCUACUGGACCUUGCGGCUGCGCAACGGGAACGAGUACUCGGUGGGAAAGCAGCCGUGGGAGAGGCUGCGGGUCAGAUCUUCCCCGCACAGGCUCGGGGUUUUCUUGGACUGCGACGAGAGGAGGGUCUCCUUCUACAACGCAGACGACAUGAGUCUGCUCUACUCGUUCGCCAACGGGCCGAGGGGCAAGGCGUUCCCCUUCUUUAGCCCGUGCAUUACAGACAGCCGCCACAAACCUCAGCCCAUAAAGCUCCUCCACUACCCUCCUGCCGCUCUGUCCGGCUGAUAUCGCUGCAAUCAAUCAAUGCUUUCUCACACAACACGGUUAUCAGCCAUUAUUUGAAUCAGCGUGACGUAAACAUUCUUUUUACAAAUUUCUGACUUGAUUUUGCCAGAUGCUGUUUUCUAUCUUAAAAGCUUUAGAAUGUUCAGAAAAUUGUCUUACUCAUCAAAGUAAAAAAAAAAAAUCCACUUUGUAGUAAUCAUCGUGCCAAGGCUUAUGGACAAAUUAGCUUAAAUGCAGUAUUAAAACGCUGUGCUCUAGCUUAGAUGCAUCAAAUUACAUUAAUGGCAUACUCAGUCUUCAACAGAUAUGUUUAAUAGAUGUAGAUAAAUGAGUUUUUCUAUGAUAAUUGGAAUAAUUGCCAGGUCAGACUAUCUUUAGACUGACUUGUAAAAUCACCAAGUUCAGUCAGGGUGAGGUUAUUAUGCACUUUAUUACAAGAUUUUGUAUGUGAUUGAGUUCUUUCUAUUUCCUACACAAUCUGUUUAUUCGUUUCUAUUCAUUAUGUAUGUGCCUAAUUUUGAAGCCAUGUAUCAUGAGUUUAAUUUUCUUAGCUUAGGAAAAUGCUAAAAAGCAGUCUUAUGCCUCCUGUCCACUCUCUUUCCUUACGUUUCAUGUCCUUGUGUACAUACACCAAGUGCACGUUCAGUCAUUUCCUUUCCUCGUGUAUAAAGUGCUUAUGCAAAUAAACCGAAUCACUUUUUCUUCCUCAAACACUGCCUUUGAUUCUUUUCUACAACGCCACACGCUGUGGAAGUGCAAACCCAACCCUACUUGAAACAAUCAAGGAUGCUAUUAAGCAUCAUCAAAGCAAAGUUUGCAACUGCACACUGCAACUGAUGUGAAUCCAAAGCUAUCCUAACAGGAGACGCGGUGGAGGGUUGCUGACUCGCCUGCACCGGAAUUUUUUUAUUUUAUGUUUUUUUGUUUAAACGCGCGAGCCAUCGCUGACACUUCCACAGCGAAAACAGGCGGGCUUUUGGUUAUCUUUGCAAACACACGACAGCACCGACGUCCUGUUUCCUCCCGCCAGGUGAAAGGUCAGAUAAACAGUGACAGUGUGGUUGCCUGUGGGUCUUCUGGACAGGCCUCAGGGGGACUCUGCUGAAGCAGGAUGCUGCUGCCUGCUCCUCCUGAUUGGGAAAGUGGCACAAUAAACUGGACCGGUGGGGGAACUGUGCUACACGGAAUAUGCAUUCAUCAUGCUGUUAUCACACACUUUCUUUUAUGUACGUGUUCAGGUUUAGCGACAUUGCUGUAAAUGAUGAAGUAAACCUUUUACAUUCUUGUUUUUCUCUUCUUUACAGGUCAUUCUGUUUGACUCUGUGGAACACAUUUGUGCCUUUUGGGUGUGAUAUACAUCUAUAUACUACAAGAUGUUUCUUAUUGUAAUUAAAACAUGUUAGGCAAUGUAAUGGUAAUAGAGCUAAACAGUGGCCAGUCUGUUUAAUGGGACACUCAGCUCUACAGAGCCUUUGGGUAUCCUAUGUAUCUCAAAGCGACACUAUUUAAU